AUGAAGCGCAUCGUGCAUAUCUUCAGCCGAGAACCCGGCCUGAAGGAAAUAAUUGCAUCAAUGCACAGAGAUGUUGAAUUGAAAGAGAUUUGCCCACCAUCUCCAGUACCUUCUAGUUAUAAGCCUGGAAUAAGAACAGGUUUUAAGAUUGAUUGUAGUAUCUACCAACAAGUUAUAGAAGAAGAAGAACUACAGUAUAUGGGUAUGGCAGCUCUUUACUUAGGAUUAGCUACAGGAAUGCAUAUUGAGCAUAUUCUAUCCACAACUAGUAUACGAUUUCAGCCUGUUAUCGAUGAUAUUAUAACUGGAGACAUCAUCAAUCGAAAUCGUUGUAAAGAAGGCUCAUCUCUCACAGCUAAACAGAUAAAUGAAUUGGAAGAAGCUGAGGUACUGAUUUCUGAUCCUCAGUUGGCUGGGCCCUUACUUUCUAGAUUAAAGAACUUGAAAUGGAUGCAAUCGACAUGGGCCGGCAACGACGCUAUGAAAAAUUUUGUAACCACGAAACCAACUUUUGUUAUGACCCGGAUGGCCGAUACUUUCGGUUACACUAUUUCUGAAUAUGUUCUUGCUCAAAUAAUUAUUCAUGAAAGACACUUAGAUCGUUACUGGCAGCAACAGAAAGAUAAAAUUUGGAAGCAAAGAUCGGUACGUUCUCUUCAAGAUCUUACGUUAGGCAUACUUGGCGCUGGUAACAUUGGCUGCCAUGUUGCUAAAGUAGCAAAAAAUAUCGGAAUGACAACUUGGGGUCUAGUCCGAAGAGAGUUACCCUCUCAUGAUAGGUCUCCAUUUGUUGAUCACUAUAGAACGCAAAACAAUCUACAAGAAUUACUAUCUGAAAAUGAUUACAUUUGCAACGUACUCCCUAACACUAGUAAAACUAUGAAUCUAUUAUCAGGAAACGUGUUAAAAGUCUGCGAAAAGAAGAAACCUGUUUUUAUCAAUGUCGGAAGAGGUGGAAUAAUCGAUGAUAACAGCUUGAUUACGGCUAUAAGGAAUGGAUGGAUCUCUGCUGCUAUUCUUGACGUUUUUAACGAGGAGCCAUUACCUGCGGAUCACCCUUUCUGGACUAUACCAGAGAUUACUAUCACACCGCAUAUAUCUGGUCCAGGAAUUCCAGUAAAGAUUUCAGAAGUAUUCGUCAGAAAUUUAAAAUUUUAUAAUGCCAAUAAGGACUUAGAUUUUGUCUACAACUGGGACGAAGAGUAUUAA
Molecule: messenger RNA, 1209 nt
Organism: Trichoplax adhaerens
Lineage: Eukaryota; Metazoa; Placozoa; Uniplacotomia; Trichoplacea; Trichoplacidae
Exons: 12
Coding region: 1-1209 (402 amino acids)
Molecular function (GO): NAD binding
Source: RefSeq, a predicted model, not a curated record